Molecule: messenger RNA, 688 nt
Organism: Mesoplodon densirostris (Blainville's beaked whale)
Lineage: Eukaryota; Metazoa; Chordata; Mammalia; Artiodactyla; Ziphiidae
Exons: 6
Coding region: 25-657 (210 amino acids)
Biological process (GO): vesicle fusion; exocytosis
Cellular component (GO): membrane; SNARE complex
Molecular function (GO): SNAP receptor activity; SNARE binding
Source: RefSeq, a predicted model, not a curated record
UUAGGCCCGGCGGAGUCGCCCACUAUGAUGAUCGCCUACAGCUGCAUUGCAAAUGGCCGAGCGGUCCUAGCGGAGCUGGCCCUAACCGGCGGCUCUUAUCAGGAAGCAGCGGCAACAGUGCUUAAACUAGUGCUUCUUAGAGCUGAACCAAAGACCAUAAUUCAAAUGGGAAGCUUUGUCUACCAUACUCUCUUUAUUGACGGAAUCACUUACCUAUGUGCUUCAGACAAUGCCUUAGAUACUGUAACACCAUCUGCAUUUCUUAAAAAUGUUAGUGAGACUUUUCUGAGAGAUCCUUUGAUGUCACAAGAACAUUUUUCUCCGUCAAAUGCAGUUGCUACAGAUUUUCAACAAGUAUUAGGCAAGUAUAUGAUGAAAUACAAUAAAAAUCAAGAGGACAGCUCGAUAUCCACACUGAAGAGUCAAGUAACUGAUGUAAAAAAUGUGAUGACCCAAAAUAUUGAUAAAAUUUUGGAAAAAGAAGAAAGAUUGAAUAUCUUCACUGAUAGGACAGAUGAUCUGCAAACAACUGCCAAAGAAUCCCAAAAAACAAGAAAGAUUCUUGGGAGGAUAUGGUGGAAACACUUCAAAAAGAUUAUAGUCAUCACCGUGGCCAUUCUCCUUUCAAUCAUCAUCAUUCUUUUAAGUAAAAUGUAAUACCAACUUGACCCUUCUCCCUAUCCCCAGC